Aureobasidium melanogenum CBS 110374 is the source of this 237-nucleotide messenger RNA. RefSeq lists its product as uncharacterized. The transcript has 2 exons. NCBI's taxonomy places the organism in Eukaryota, Fungi, Ascomycota, Dothideomycetes, Dothideales, Saccotheciaceae. The record is from RefSeq and is a predicted model, not a curated record. The coding region runs from base 1 to 237 and encodes 78 amino acids.
AUGGAUUCUCGUCUCCAAGGCAAACAUGACGAACAGCACAACGCCAUCAACAAACGCAAGCGGCCAGAUGGCACUGCUAUCCGGCCAAUCCUUCUGGACGACAGCUCCGACGGGGAAGUGAAGCAAGAGCAUCCUUCGGUGCGCCCUCGCAUCAAAACCUCCCCCUCUUCGUCAAGCGAGGAAAAGACAAGAAUCACGCCUGAUGCACAUACACAACCAGAGCUCAAUGCCGCAUAG